CAAGAUUAUAAAUGAUAACUUCCGAAAUAUGCACCACACCAUUUCAAAGAACUGAAAACUAUCUAGUAGGAAUCGAAUCUUGUAUAGGUGGAGUAGAAUCAUUAUUGAAGUUUCGAUCAGGUGAUAUCUGUUUUAUUGGAAUAUGGGGGAUCGAAGGCGCCGGGAAGACAACUGUUGCAAGAAAAUUUUUUUACCAGAUUUCUCAUCAAUUUCAAGGGCCUUGUUUUUUUGCUAAUGUUAGAGAAGAAUCAAAGAAACAUGGGCUGAUGUACUUGCAGAAGACACUUCUUUCAAGACUCUUAAACGAAAAACCAAUGAACAUAGCAAGUUUUUAUGAAGGAGCUGACUUGAUAAAAAGAAGGCUUUGCCACUGGAAAGUUCUAAUUGUUUUUGAUGAUGUGGAUGAUGACCACCAAUUAGAGUAUUUAGUUGGAAAGCAUGAUUGGUUUGGUGAUGGUAGUAGAGUCAUUACAACAACUAGAAACAAAGAUUUACUACGUAGUCAUGACCAGUUAUAUUCUGUUCCUGAAUUGGCUAAAGAUGAGGCUCUUGAACUUUUUAGUUGGCACUCUUUUCAGAAACGAACUCCUGAUAAAGAUUUUUUGGAACUCUCCGAGUCUGUAGUAGAUUAUGCUAAAGGCUUACCCUUAGCUCUUAAGGUCUCGGGUUCCUUUCUCAACAAAAGAGGCAUAAUUGAGUGGAGAAGUGCAUUAGAUAGACUCAGAGAUACUGGAUAUGAGAAAAAUUUUGAGCGGCUCAGUUUAAGUCUAAAUGGAUUGAACCAUGAAGAGAAGAAUAUAUUCCUUGAUAUUGCAUACUUCUUUAGAAGAAGAAAGAGAUAUGAUGUGAUAACAAUACUAAAUAGUUUUGGCUUCCGAUCAGAGAUUGGAAUAGAUGCCCUCAUCCAAAAAUCGGUGUUAUAUAUUUCAAAAGGAAUGGUUGAGAUGCAUGAUUUGAUAGAACAAAUGGGUCAGCAAGUGGCACGUAAUGUUGACCGGACAAACCAUAGGAUCACAAGAGAUCGUGGCAUGAACAAGAUAUAA
Lycium ferocissimum is the source of this 1043-nucleotide messenger RNA. RefSeq names its product disease resistance protein Roq1-like. Lineage: Eukaryota; Viridiplantae; Streptophyta; Magnoliopsida; Solanales; Solanaceae. The record is from RefSeq and is a predicted model, not a curated record. Gene Ontology annotation, molecular function: ADP binding. The coding region runs from base 12 to 1043 and encodes 343 amino acids. The transcript has a single exon. Gene Ontology annotation, biological process: defense response.